This is a messenger RNA of Brassica oleracea var. oleracea, 2098 nucleotides long. RefSeq names its product auxin response factor 17-like. NCBI's taxonomy places the organism in Eukaryota, Viridiplantae, Streptophyta, Magnoliopsida, Brassicales, Brassicaceae. The transcript has 3 exons. The record is from RefSeq and is a predicted model, not a curated record. Gene Ontology annotation, molecular function: DNA binding. The coding region runs from base 97 to 1770 and encodes 557 amino acids. Gene Ontology annotation, cellular component: nucleus. Gene Ontology annotation, biological process: regulation of DNA-templated transcription; response to hormone.
UUUAAGCUUCCAUUAUCCUCUCUCUCUCUAUAACUCUGUCUCAAACACACAGAGUCGCCCCCUCUCUCUCUCUCUAUAACCUCCUCUCAACCGCCAAUGUCACCACCGUCGGCAAUAGCCGACGUCCACCGCGUAAUCGACCCCAAGAUCUGGCGCGCCUGCGCCGGAGCCUCCGUCCAGAUCCCCGCGCUCUUCUCCAGGGUCUACUACUACCCCCAGGGACACGUGGAGCACUGCUGCCCUUCCUCCUCCGCCGUAACAACUUCUCCGAUCGCCUGCGUCGUCUCCUCGAUCGACCUCCUCGCGGAUCCGAUCACCGACGAGGUCUUCGCGCACCUCGCGCUGCUCCCCGUGGCGGCGGCGGCGGCGGCGGCUCAGGAUCAGUUCCAGUUCCCUCCUCAAUCUCGAUUCGAAGAGGAUGGCGAGAGCGAGAAGGUUGUUACGUUCGCGAAGGUCCUCACUGCGUCUGAUGCUAAUAACGGAGGAGGAUUCUCCGUCCCGCGGUACUGCGCGGACUCCGUCUUCCCUCCCCUCGAUUUCCAGGCCGAUCCUCCGGUCCAGAAGCUCUUCAUCACCGACGUGCACGGCGGCGUGUGGGACUUCCGCCACAUCUACCGCGGAACGCCGAGGAGGCACCUCCUGACCACGGGGUGGAGCAAGUUCGUGAACAGCAAGAAGCUGAUCUGCGGAGACUCCGUCGUUUUCAUGAGGAAGUCCGUUCACGAGAUGUUUAUCGGCGUGAGGAGAGCUCCGAUCUCUAACAAAUCCGGAGGAGGAAGCUACUACGGGGACGAGUACAUCGCCGGUGGUUAUUACUACGGGGGAGGAGGAGGCGGAGCUAAGAAGGAAGACGGUGGGGAGAAGUUUAGGAGAGUUGGGAUGGGGAAGCUGACGGCGGAGGCGGUGUCGGAGGCGAUUGGGAAGGCGUCGCGGGGUUUACCGUUCGAGGUUGUUUACUAUCCGACGGCGGGGUGGUCUGAGUUCGUGGUGAGAGCUGAGGACGUCGAGGCGUCGACGAAUGUUUACUGGACGCCUGGAACGAGAGUCAAGAUGGCGAUGGAGACGGAGGAUUCCUCGAGGAUCACGUGGUUUCAGGGGAUCGUCUCGGCUACGUUUCAGGAGACGUGGAAACAGCUUCAGAUCACAUGGGACGAGCCUGAGAUUCUGCAGAACUUGAAAAGGGUGAAUCCUUGGCAAGUGGAAGUCGUUACUGCGAGCUCAACUCAGCUUCACGCCACUUACCCUCCUCCAACAAAGAGGCCGAAGUAUCCACACGCCUCAAGUGGGGUCCUGAGUGGAGAAGAAGGAGAGAUGAUCUAUUACGGAAGAGGACAACAAGCGAUGGAUCCAAUCCCCUACGGGUACACUUACACUACAGUUCCUGCCGGCAUGCAGGGAGCCAGGCAUUACGAAUUUGGGUCUUACAACAACUCAACCGGAUUCAUCGGAGAGAACGCUCAUCCUGAGUUUAACUUCUUUAGCCCUCUUCCCGGUCUGGGAAGGGUCUCGACUCAGGUGAUGAGCUUUGGCAGUCCGCCGUCGGAUGACUUGUCGCCUAAUAGCAACACCACUAAUGUUUCUUCCGGAAACGACGCAGCUGGGAACAACCGAUGCAUUAGUUUUCAGCUGUUUGGGAAGGUGAUAAACGUGCAGGAGCCUGCCGAGAGCGGUGUAGCUGAGUCUAGCUUGUGUGAAGAGGAUGGAAGCAAAGAGUCCAGUGACAAUGAAGUUCCCAAUGAGGCACAGUUGCUGGGUCGUGGAGGGAGGUGAAAGAGUCCAGGGGUGCCUAUAAGAUUCCAGCAGACACAGAGGUGAAAGGGAGUGAAAGAAUGUUGGAAUCUGUACGUCCCAAGUAGUAGUUGGUUGGUAAUACUAUAAAAAAAAAAGUAUCUUAUUGGUUUUUCUUUUCUUUGCAUUUUGACUUUCUCUGGAGGAUUUUAUCUUUGCCACGUGGCAAUCUGUGUAUUUGACCGAUUUCUGAUACACAUUCUGGAUUGAGCAUCUCGCUCUUUCCCAAUCGUUUAUUGGUUUAUUGGGGGCUAAAAUGUCUAUGGAUGAUUUUUACUUUUUAACCAUUUAUAUAGCAGUGAUUAAGACU